UGGAUUUCUGGGUGUGGUUCCCAUUGGUCACAAUAUCCAAAAGAGACUGUUGAAGUGAGAUGUAUAAGUAUGUAUAAAUAGAGGGGCUGUUUCUCUCAAAUUCAGUGAGAAAAUUAACAAGUCUUUUUACAGAAACAUAUAGAGUUGUAAAAGGGAUCUGAAAAAUAGCUUUGCUUAGAAGAUAUCGCUCUGUGCAUGUGAGUGAAAGGUUCAGGAUAUGGAGAAUACAAGAAAACAAGAGGACAAGGGAGAGAAUAUUUUUGAAGAGAUUUCUGUUGAUUGGAGAGGAAAACCUUCAAACCCUACUAAGCAUGGUGGAAUGAGAGCUGCUUCCUUUGUUCUAGGGCUUCAAGGAUUUGAGAUAAUGGCAAUAGCAGCUGUUGGGAACAACCUGAUAACUUAUGUGAUAAAUGAGAUGCACUUUUCCCUGUCAAAAUCUGCAAACAUUGUCACAAACUUUAUAGGGACUAUUUUUAUCCUUGCACUCCUUGGAGGCUACCUUUCUGAUUCUUAUCUUGGUUGUUUCUGGACCCUCCUCAUCUUUGGCUUUGUCGAAAUUUCGGGUUUCAUAUUGCUGUCAGUGCAAGCCCAUCUGCCUCAACUAAAACCGCUCAAAUGCAAUAUGUUACUUGAUGGAGACCACUGUGAAAAGGCAAAGGGAUUCAAAGCCUUCCUAUUUUUUUUGGCACUCUAUUUGGUGGCAUUAGGAAGUGGGUGCGUUAAGCCAAACAUGAUAGCUUAUGGUGCUGACCAAAUCAAUGGUUCAAAACAAUCCAAGAAACUCUCAAGAUACUUCAAUGCUGCCUAUUUUGCCUUCUCCAUGGGUGAACUUGUUGCCUUGACUGUCCUAGUUUAUGUUCAAACACAUUCUGGAAUGGAUGUAGGAUUCGGCGUCUCGGCCACGGCCAUGGCUAUGGGAUUGAUAAGCUUGAUUUGUGGUACACUUCUUUACAGGAACAAACCUCCUCAAGGAAGCAUCUUUACCCCUAUUGCACAAGUGUUUGUGGCUGCUACUUUAAAGCGAAAGCAAGUGUAUUCAUCUGAUCCUUGGAUGCUUCAUUGGAACCAAUCCAAGGAACAACCCGCUAAUAGUGACAGUACCAACAAUAUUUUUCUGUCUGAAAGAUUCAGAUUCUUGAACAAGGCUUGCAUUAAAGUUGAAGAUGGAAAGGAAAGUCCAUGGAGUCUUUGCACAGUAAACCAAGUUGAACAAGUGAAGAUAUUGCUUUCAAUUAUUCCUAUAUUUGCAUGCACAAUUAUCUUCAAUACAAUACUUGCACAAUUACAGACAUUUUCUGUCCAACAAGGGAGUGCAAUGGAUACGCACCUAACAAAAUCUUUCCAUAUUCCUCCAGCUUCUCUUCAAGCCAUUCCUUACAUAAUGCUAAUAUUCAUAGUCCCUCUUUACGAUACAUUCUUUGUCCCUUUCGCUAGAAAAAUCACGAAGCACGAAUCCGGGAUCACCCCUCUACAGAGAAUAGGAUUUGGCCUAUUCUUGGCAACUUUUUCCAUGAUCUCAGCUGCCCUAUUAGAGAACAAGAGAAGGAAUGCUGCAGUGAAUUCAAACAAAAUAAUAUCCAUAUUUUGGAUAACGCCGCAGUUUUUGAUCUUCGGGUUAUCGGAAAUGUUUACGGCAGUUGGGCUUAUUGAAUUCUUCUACAAGCAGUCAUUAAAAGGGAUGCAAUCAUUUUUGACAGCCAUAACUUACUGUUCAUACUCAUUUGGCUUUUAUUUAAGCUCAGUACUUGUGUCUCUUGUGAAUAAGGUGACCUCAAAUUCUUCCUUUGGUGGUGGAUGGCUCAGUGAUAACAAUCUCAACAAAGAUAGAUUGGACCUCUUUUAUUGGAUGCUAGCAGUUCUAAGCUUCAUCAACUUCCUCAACUAUCUCUUUUGGGCAAAAUGGUAUUUUCACAUUAACCGAUCUCCAGCCGCCUCUCCACAGCUUGACUCUAACACCCCAAAAAUUGCAGGAGAUGACAAUAUACCUUAAGAUACAAGUGUAUGAUUCCAAGGAGAAGUUUGAAAUCACUUCCUCCUGAAAAUCUUGUAUUAAGACUAAUGUAAUGUUGAAAGAAAGAAUAAUGCCAAAAGGGACCUAUUAGGAUAUCAGCAUUUGUAUUGAUGCAUAGAAAAAUUAAUGGAAUUAAUAAUUUUACUUCUUUAGCAUAGUCUGGAAUAUCUGUUAAGGGGGGACGUUAUAUAAAAUUGAAGACUAUCGUCGACUUGUUUUCAA
Messenger RNA from Olea europaea var. sylvestris, 2233 nucleotides. RefSeq names its product protein NRT1/ PTR FAMILY 4.3-like. Bases 218 to 1990 code for a protein of 590 amino acids. The record is from RefSeq and is a predicted model, not a curated record. NCBI's taxonomy places the organism in Eukaryota, Viridiplantae, Streptophyta, Magnoliopsida, Lamiales, Oleaceae. Gene Ontology annotation, biological process: transmembrane transport. The transcript has 5 exons. Gene Ontology annotation, cellular component: membrane. Gene Ontology annotation, molecular function: transmembrane transporter activity.